UUGCCGCAUCCGCAGACCGCGCUGGUGCAGCUCGGGUGCGGGUCUCUGCGGCAGCUACCUGGACCUCUGCGGCUUUUCCUGCUAACAUGGCUGACUCGGAAAACCAGGCACCUGCGGAGCCCGGGCAGGCGGCGGCGGCCGCGGCGGAGGCAGCAGCGGCGGCGGCGGAGGAGGUAAUGGUGGAAGGCGGUGCGGAGGGGGGAGACUCUGACAGCGCCGCCGGGGAUUCUGACAGCGCGACCGGUCAGACGGCGGAGGAGCCCCAGGCCCCCGCAGAGAAUGCCCCCAAGCCGAAAAAUGACUUUAUCGAGAGCCUGCCUAAUUCGGUGAAAUGCAGAGUCCUGGCUCUCAAAAAGCUGCAGAAGCGGUGCGAUAAGAUAGAAGCCAAAUUUGACAAGGAAUUUCAGGCUCUGGAAAAAAAGUAUAACGACAUCUAUAAGCCCCUGCUCGCCAAGAUCCAGGAGCUCACCGGUGAGAUGGAGGGGUGUGCAUGGACCUUAGAGGGCGAGGAGGAGGACGACGACGAGGAGGAGUACGAGGAGGAGGAUGGGGAGGAGGAGGAGGAGGAGGACGACGACGAGGCGGCCGCGGCGGGGGCCGCCGGCAAGGACGAGGGUCCCCACUCUGCGGCAGCUGAUGACGCCAAGAAAUAAACCAGGGGCCGAGAUUUAAGAGGGAAAGAUGACGAAAACCAACCCCCUACUUUUUAAGACAAAUUACAUCGGUGGACUUUAAAAGGCUCAGGUUUGGGACCCAAAUAUAAUGUGAAUCAAUCCUGACAUUCCUAAAAAUAGAUUAAAUUGAAGCAAUCAGAUCCCGGCCAGCCCAUUUCAAAUUUGAUUUUCAUUUUGGACACAAUGAAUAUACCAAAAGCUGUUGGGGGGGGGAAAAAAAAACGAGUUAAAUUUUUGAUGAUUUUUUUCAUGAUCUCUCUCUUGGGAGGACGAGAACUGAGACGUAUGAAAGGGUGUCAAGACUAUCACGUUGAUCCCAUUCAUCACAUUAUCAUCACGCUACACACGGCGCACCCAGGCCAAGGCUGAACAUGUUCUCAAUGCUUAAUUCUUCAAUUUCUGUAGUCCUCAAAUUUUCCAGUGCAAAAAAGGCAAACCCCGCCCUCCCCCCCCAACCAGUCUCAUCUUUCAGACUUUGCUUUUAUAACCCAGACAUUAGCUUUACAUUUCAGAGAAGAGUGAUGGAGUCGAGGAAGCCUGUGAUGGAGAUCGUGACAUUACUGUUAAUGAAGCCUGCGAAACUGCCACUUCUAAUUCUGAAGAACGUACUGAGUAUUUAAACAUAGAGAAACAACAUGGUUCUGAGAAGGAGGGUGUAGACCUGUAUAAUACUGUCGACAUACGUGUUCAUCCCUUACAAUUUCAUGUUUAUGUGUUUUCUUGGUGGUGUCUGUUUACAAAGAUGUAAAAAUCCCAAAUGUUUAAGUAUUAAAUUCCUUUAUCUAGUGUUUUAGAAGUAUUAAUUUACUUGAAGAUGUAGAACAUAGACAAUUCUGUAAAGCAUGUGUACCCAGUGUUAUGUCAUUUGAUCCUUGUGAAGUCUUUUUGUCAUGUAGCUUUUAGAAUGUAGCUGUGAAAAUUAUCAGAACUCUUCACUGAAGCUAAUAUGUGUGGAAAAAUAUAUACUUGAAGAACCAAUCCAAAUGUGUCCCCACCCCCAGCUCAGAAGUAGAAAGGGUUUACGUUUGCUUGUAUUAGCUGUGCCUUCAUUAUUUUGCUAUGUAAAUGUGACAUAUUAAAUAUAAAAUGGUGCAUAAUUAAAUCUUACUGCUUGAGGAUAGACUGGCAUACAGCUAAGGAUUUUUAAGAAGGACACAUUUAAUGUAAGACUCUUAGCUUCUGUGUGGGUUUUGAAUUGUGUGUGACCCAGCGAUCUAUAAAAGAAACAUAAGCAUAAAAUUGUUUACCACUGUGGUGUUAAUA
Talpa occidentalis (Iberian mole) is the source of this 1937-nucleotide messenger RNA. It is a transcript of the gene NAP1L5, whose product is annotated as nucleosome assembly protein 1 like 5. Bases 87 to 653 code for a protein of 188 amino acids. NCBI's taxonomy places the organism in Eukaryota, Metazoa, Chordata, Mammalia, Eulipotyphla, Talpidae. Gene Ontology annotation, molecular function: chromatin binding; histone binding. Gene Ontology annotation, biological process: nucleosome assembly. Gene Ontology annotation, cellular component: chromatin; nucleus. The transcript has a single exon. The record is from RefSeq and is a predicted model, not a curated record.